Messenger RNA from Anguilla anguilla (European eel), 1225 nucleotides. RefSeq names its product WD repeat-containing protein 93-like. Gene Ontology annotation, biological process: electron transport chain. Bases 135 to 1175 code for a protein of 346 amino acids. NCBI's taxonomy places the organism in Eukaryota, Metazoa, Chordata, Actinopteri, Anguilliformes, Anguillidae. The record is from RefSeq and is a predicted model, not a curated record. The transcript is spliced from 9 exons.
GCUUCACGGAGCUUCCACUAAAGUGAAGAGACUUCCUGCAGAUGUUGCCAUGGCAACCUAACAAAUGGAAGUCCAAGUGAGAGGGUGAAAUAAACACGCUAAUGCUGUAUCUGGUAAAUUAAAACCACAACAGGAUGCCUGUCUACAUUCGGAAAGGUCCGACAGAAAUCCCGGAGCCAUCUGAGGGAGGAGGCAGUGAUGAUGACAAGGAUUUGUUUCUGAGGGAUCCAGAACAGUUUCAGGACCGACUCCCUCAGCCCUACCGCAUGAUUGAAAAAGUUCUGAACAGACUGGUCGACAAAGCGUGGGGAGUCAUCUCAGAGCGAGAGGCGAGCCGUAUCGCCAAGGGGUCCAGGAAAAAAAAAAAUGUUUUGGACCCGACGGCUGAAGUUAAGCUUCAGAAAAAGCCUAACUGCCUGUCCUGCUCAAGGGAUGGAAAAUAUGUUUUCUUGGGUCACUACCAGGGACUGUCUGUUAUCAGCACCUCGUCUCUCAUCUGCGUCGCAGCAUGGGAGGACGAAAGCUUGGAAAUCACAUCCCUUCACAGCGGCUGUCUCGGAGAGGUGACAUAUGUCCUGUCUACUGUGGACGAUAUGGGAGUUUCAAGGAUAUUUGCCUUUUGUCCAGACUUUAUCUGCUUAAUUAAAACCAUCAAUGAAACAGAUGACAUAAGUCAAAGGAAAGUAUACACAAAAUUUGAACUGUCUGAAGGUGGGAACUGUGCAGCUGCUGUUAUUGAGUGCAGUGGGGAAUUUUGGCUAGAGGUCUAUCGAUUUCCCGUGGAGACCUGGCUGAAAGAGCUGGAGGUCAUUCAGGCUGCAUCUCAAAAACAGGUGCCACACUCACCUGGAGGUGGAGAAAUGAAAUGUUCUCCCAUAGGUCUCAUUAUGAAGAUAAGGCCACCAAGAAUCCUCUCAGGCACAUCUUUGAAAAGUCCCUUUGAAGUGUUACAGAGGACUGAGGAUGGAAACGUGAUUGGUUCAGGCAAACAUCACAUGAUAAGCGGUCACCAGUGGGAGGAUCAGCAGGCUGUGUUCAAGUAUGUGUAUAGAAAAGUUCUCUGUGAAAACAAGUGCAAAGCAAAGGAAGGAGAGGACAGUCCCAGUAGAACCUCCUCCUACCCAUCCACCCCAAGCCCCCAAUCAUUGCCACUGCCCACUUCCAAAACUAAAUGAAUUACUGUAUACUACUAUAGAAUCAAGAUUACUUUUAAAAGCCAAGAAAA